Messenger RNA from [Torrubiella] hemipterigena, 1242 nucleotides. The record is from the annotation of a GenBank genome assembly. Lineage: Eukaryota; Fungi; Ascomycota; Sordariomycetes; Hypocreales; Clavicipitaceae.
AUGGAACGAAAUAUUUUAAUUGUCGGCUGCGGCGUUGCUGGCGCGUCGCUGGCAUCAUUUCUAGCUCUUAGUGGUGGCCGCUACCGAAUCACCAUCGUGGAUCGAGUACCUAAUCUCCGGCCCCAUGGCCAGAAUGUCGAUAUUAGAAACGAAGGAAUUGAGUCUUUGCGCAAGUUGGGAAUCGCAAAUCAAGUAUUGGAGUCAACAACCGGUGAAAUUGGUGUUCGCCAUGUUGAUGAGAAUGACCAAAUUUGGGCUGAGGUACCAGUAAUUCAUGACGCGGCGGUGCAUUCACCUACCAGCGAAAUUGAGAUUUUGCGUGGACGUUUAGCCUCAAUCUGCUGGGAAAGAAGCAAAGAGCUCGGUAGUCGCCUUCAGCAAAGCGGCAACGGCGAAAUCGAAUAUCUCUUUGGGGAAUCCAUCAGCAACAUUGAACAGGAACCAGAUGCAGUUCACGUCACCUUUCAGAACAGCAAAACAACCCGGAAAUUCCAUUUUGUGAUUGGUGCGGACGGUCUACGAAGCCAAACAAGAAGAUUAACGUGGGGCAAACAAAAAGAAGUCGAUUUUGUUCGGAGUAUUGGAGCGUAUGGAGCUUUCUUCAGCAUUCCCUCCUCUGCCACAGAUUCCCAAUGGCGGCGCUGGUGUCUUGUUCCGGGACGGAAGUCUAUCAUGCUUCGACCUGACGGAACUGGAGCUCGCACCACAGUACUGAUGACUAUUAUUAAACAGCCCAACUUGGGACUAGAGGUUCUCGCAGAAAACCACACCGAAGCAACGACCACAAAAAAGAAGCUCCUGGCUUCUCUCUUCGCCAGCACCGGUUGGGAGACACCGCGCAUUCUCACAGGCAUGAAUGAAACGGACAAUUUUUAUUGUGAUGAGAUUGCUCAGGUAAAAAUGCAAACCUGGUUCAAGGGAAGGGUGUUUCUAUUAGGGGAUGCAGCGUGGUGUUCUUCGCCAAUGUCUGGCCUUGGUACGACAUUAGCCCUUGUCGGUGCAGAAGAGCUGGCCAAGGCUCUGCAGGCGCAUAGCGACGAGCCAGAGGUUAUGGGCCGUGCUUAUGAAGCCGCAAUGAAGCCCAUGGUGAAAGAAGCACAGAAGCUCCCACCCGGAGGACCGGCGAUAAUACAUCCUGCGACAAGUUGGGGCAUAUAUUUCUUGCACCUUCUUAUGUUGUGUGCAACAAAGGUUAUCCCUAUUAUCAUUUGUAUUAUUAAGCUUUUUAAAAGGUCAAAGUAG